AUGGCGGACCAAGACUCGGUCUCUCGCGAGGAACAGCGGGCCCAGCGGGCAGUCGCCGUCGCAAAACUCAAGCGCGCGGCGUCGUUACCCAGAAUGAAGGACGGUCGGCGCCCACCAAUGCACUCGGAAUCAGUCAGCGAGGGCGAGAAGGGCAUUCCACCGACGCCGACCCCACCUUUAAACGGCCCAGACAAGCUCACUCCAGAACCUCAAGACGAUGCUACCCCAGAAGCACAUUCACCAGAGCCUAAUCCCCAAUCUGAUCAACAGCAAUCCUUCUCUGAAGACACAAAGCAGGAUGAUGCCGAGCACCAUCCCGAUGCCCAGGUUGCAGAGCUCGAGACGGAGGCAGAUGCUGAGCUGGAGGACAGAUCGCUAUCCCCAGGGCCAACACGCUCAAGACGUCGUCGUUCACGGUCUCGGUCAAGGGGCUCUAAAGACUUCAAGGGGAAGAACCGUGGCGCACCGUCGCCGACACCUCAUAUCGCCGGUGAUUCAUCUCCAGACGAAGCGCCUCCAAUGCCAAUUACGCUCCCCAUCUUACCACCCAUAUUUACGCCGAUACCUUCUCCUUUCGGACUGCCACCAGCACGAUUUAUGCCUUCUCCAGAUCCCUCAAUGUUCUAUCCAGGGCCCUCAGCACCACCAACACCUCUACCUCUACCCAGUUUACAGGAGCUGCAAAAGAACCUGGUGCGUUCGAAUAGCGCAGGCAAUACAGCAGCCAGUCGCAGGCUAGCAUUGGCCAAGUUGACAGGAGGUGCAGACACUUAUGAGCCCUCUCCGUCACCAACGCCGCCACCACUACCCGGCAACAGACUUGCUCGGAACAAUACUGUCGCAGGUGGCGAGCGAAUUGCAGCACGUCAGCUUAUGCUGGGACGUCUAGCUGGCCGUGUGGCGAAGGAGACCGAUAACGAACAACAAGCCAGCGGUGAAGAACGAUGUGCUCCGUCCCCUACGCCAAACCACAGGCGGCGGAAGCGACGAUCUCACAGGAGGAGUUCCUCUGCGGCGGCCAAUCCCGCUGUCUCCGAUUCUGAUCCCGCGUCAACUGCCUCCAGUACACCUCUCCCCCCUAACGUUUAUCACUCACCCCCGGGUUACCUCCAGCAGCUCCAGCAACUCCGGGCACAAUCCACCACUCCUAACCAGGCCUCGAGCUCUCGCAAUCAGAGCAGUGAACACAUAACCUAUGUGCAGACCUCUCAACAAAAGUCGGAAGUCGAACCCGAACCUCACGAACACCGUCGCAGAAGUGUCCUGGUUGAAGAUGAUGAGGAAGAGGAUGACCGUUUCCAACAAAUUCCUCGGUCGAGGACCCCUGCCUUUACACCGCCUCCACAUAGAGCCUCCCCCCGCAUACAUAUUAUUCGACCAAUGCACUCCUCCGACUCACCUGCUAGUCAUUCAUCGGAUUCUGUUCCUGGAGUAAACGGAGCCGCAUCCUCAAGCACGGUGCCUCUGUUCUUAGGUCGUGGAUCCCCCGCACGACAUGAGCGAUUCCCGAGCAGCCCGUUCACAACACCUCUCAAGGAGAAACAGCCUCUGAGUGACGACGACGAGGAGCAAGUACUCUACCCGGCUGACACUCUUCGGCCCCGUACCCCUGCCAGUACCAGUGUGCCGAUUGCAGACUCGCGGCCUCGAACACCGUAUGGAGCCGACAGGGACGCUUUCGACAGAGAAAUCAGUUGGGUUGCUUCUCCUGUGCCUCAAAUAAAUCUUCCCAUUGACGACCAUGAUGCCGAGGACGACGACGAGGACUAUGAGGAGGAGGGAGCUGAGGUACCUGUUCAAGACGAAGAUUAUGACGAACCGCCUUUAUCACCUACCUCUGCAAACGAUUUUACGCAGUCCCGUGUCUACGACGAAGCGUCUCCGCGAGUUUCCGCGAGCACGACAAGUAUUGUCAUUGAGUCCGAGGCUUCUGCGGACAUCCAUCAUUCUGCACCAUCACAUUUCCCCGCCAUUCCUCUUUCCCAAGCUGCCAGCUACUCUCAGAACGGCGAACGGUCUCCAUUAAAUGGUGAAGCCUACGCCGCGGACUGGGAAGACCGAUUACUCAGUCGAGCAUCAUCAACCAAACCGAGCGUAGAGGGCAGCUCCCCCAGCACAUGGGAAAAAGUGAAGAACACAUUUUCUCGAUCAACUUCCAGUGCAGGGCGGCGGUCGCGGAGCAAUAGCAUCGUCAAUCGGGAACGAAACUCGAGUGUGAGCAGGGAAAGUGGGGUGAGUCUUACCAGUGGAGGAAAGGGCGAGCGAAGUGAAUCGUUCACGCCUCCACACCACCACCACCACCACCACCAGCAACAGUCGCAACAACCAGCCGCCCCGCCAUUAAUGCAGUCGCCAUCCGCAUCCGCCUCGAUACUCUCCCUGGCGCCGCACCACGCCCAUAUGCGCGGCAAUCCCUCUCCCAUCCCGCCGGUUAGCGAUGCCGACCGCUCCAAGUACCAGAACGACAAGCUAUUCCCUUUCCCUGGUAUGAAAAAGCUGGAAGAGCAAAGGCGGGAUCGUGCACGGGGCGCGUUCCCUACGGCUUCCGCGUCAACCCCGGAUGUUACCAUGCUGGCCGGCGGGGAUGAAGCGCCAACGCCUUUAUCGGUACAAUCCUUCUCCAGUACUCCCCAAACUCCUGAGGAGCGCAAGCUCUCUCAUCAAGCUUCGGACACAAGACUAAACGUCAAAUCGGGGCCAGACCGGUUGGCGGCUUCACCCAAACGUCAGGAAUAUAUCGACCUCAUCCCGCUGAAUGCCUCUACGAGCUCCAGUUCUUCAAAACCUAAACUCCCCAUGACAUUCACGGAUGUGAAGCAAUGGUUGAGCAAGAACAAAGGGAAGAAGGCUUCGGUGUCUAACAUCGCUCCCCCUGCCCCUGUGACUUUUUCACCUUCUCUGGAAUCCCAGUUCUCGACGGAAUCAGGACGUCAAUUGAAGGCCUCGCUUAAUGACAUCUUACAGGCCAAUAUUAAUCCCAGCGAGUCCACAUCCGACUAUGAGCGGACGCCCACGAACGGCCAACCUUCCCGAGGGCAAACGGUCAACAUCUUGGAUUUCCGAAAUAAUGGUCGAGAGACGCCCGCGACGAGUGGUGCCCCUACAGACACGGAACGGACACCCAAGGCCAAGAAGAUUCUCCCUCUGACGCUGACGUCCUCGUCGGAUUCUCGGUACCAGGCCUUCCAGGAUACACCCACAGAACUGUCAAAACCCGAUCGGUAUAUGUCGCCUACACCUGAUCCUACAUCUUCUUUGAGCGAGUUCCCUGCUCAAUCGACGUCGGAGUCUUCGUCAACAUCGUCGCAGUAUUCCUUGGGACCCACUGCCCAAGCUCUUGCUCUACUGCAGCGGCUUGAUGACACUUUGGCUAGAGGUCCGGUGCCAGUCGAUGAAGUUCCUCGUAAACUCCUUUUCUCUUCCCCCGUCCUCCAAGUCGUCAACCCCAACACUGUCAAGGACAGAUUCCUCUUCCUCUUCACCGACAUCCUUAUCAUUGCCAAACCCCUCAUCCGGGACCAUGGAACCCUCAUGGAAACCCCAUCCAUCAUUCCGACGGAUAGACGUUAUAUUGUGAAGAGUGUCGUUCGGUUCCGUGACCUACGUUUCUGUCAAGACCGAGUUGAGCCUCUUCCCAAAGCAGCCAGCCCACUAGCCUCUACACGGAGCCCUCUACUCCGGCAAUUUGUUGCCGAUUUUACGCACGAGCCGGAGCAAGCUAUCACGGAUCUCUUCUCCAAGUCAAAGAUACACGACGAUUCACUGCUCAUUGGACAGGUACUGUUCAAGACGCAGGAGUUGAAUCGGAAGAUAUUAGGAGAAUACCUGUGCAAGCGGACAUCCAAGUCAAUCCUCAAGGCGUUCCUAGACAAUUUUGGAUUCACGGGUCUUCGGAUCGAUGUCGCGCUUCGCGUAUUCCUCCACUCCAUCCAUAUCCCUCAAAUCCAUGGUGUUUUGGAAUACCUGUUGGAUUCUUUCGCGGGUCGGUGGUACGAGGCCAAUGCAAAGAGUGUGGCCUAUGACCGAGAUAUGGCCGUUCGAUUGGUUCGCGCCAUCGGACAGUUGAACGAGCUCUUACACGGUGCAAUCACAGACGAAGUCGGACCAACAGGACCCGUGCGACGCAACAUCACGAUGAAGGACUUCUACGACGCCUUUCGACGGUACGACCCUCGCCGAUUGGUUUCAGAUGAGCUCCUCGAAGAUGUGUAUUCUUCAAUUCGUCAUGAACAAUUGUCGCAGGCUCGUUCGCAGGCGACUCCGGGUAUCGCCAUCACCUUCAAGCGUCCCCUCCCAACCCGACUGACUUAUAAGAUCCAGUCUGAUCCUAUCAUUAUCCGACUUCCUCAGCCCGAUCCUUCGCUCACCCUUCAGCUCUUUGGACAAGAUCUUGUCUUCGAACCUCCGGUCCUCAAUUUCGCUAAAUCUCCUGAAGCCUCUUUCCGAGUAACUGGGACUUCCCUGGGGUCGAAGUCGCUCGUGAUAUGCCGAUCCGGUCCGAAUGCGAUCAAGUAUGCAGGGAUCCCACUCACCUACACCAUCCCCGUCGAGCGUGCCUUCAUGCGGAACACCUUCCAAAUUGCCUUUUUGAACCACAAGAAGGUGAAGAGGAGGUACAUGUUCAGCGUGGACGAUCAUCUCUUGCGGCAUCAGUGGGCCCAAUCCAUCAGGCAGCAGAUUGAGAAAUCGUUGGCGACUUCUCCCCCUGGGUCCGAAAAUCCCAUCCCAGGAGCUUCGGACUUUAUGCGUGCCGCGGACGAGGUGUCGUUCAAGGUUCUUCAGGAAACGUUGAUUGGGCAGUCACCCGCGUCGUUACUUCAACAUGGUCAGAAUGGGCACGGCGCUUCCAGCCAACAACAUCUGUCUGUCGAGAAGGAUCUAUCGUACAACAGUCCUUCCCAUCGCCGUUCCAAGUCACGCAGCAAGCUAUAUCCUCGACAGGGUGCUGGCAGGUUCGAGUUUGACCUCAGUACCUCCCAUCGAUACAACACUUCUCAGGACAGCAAUGAAACAACCGAGGCUGAGGGUCCCUUCGACCAGUAUGGCAAAAUUGAAGAGAAAACGUGGACCAGCCGCGAAAUCGAGCUACAGUGCCAGCAAAACAGUCUGAUCCCUGCUGUCCUCUCCUAUCUGCAGUCGCAAUCGGUGACCGGACCUUAA
Molecule: messenger RNA, 5160 nt
Organism: Coprinopsis cinerea okayama7#130
Lineage: Eukaryota; Fungi; Basidiomycota; Agaricomycetes; Agaricales; Psathyrellaceae
Exons: 3
Coding region: 1-5160 (1719 amino acids)
Biological process (GO): regulation of ARF protein signal transduction
Molecular function (GO): guanyl-nucleotide exchange factor activity
Source: RefSeq, a predicted model, not a curated record